CCCACCUCCGCCCGCAUAUCGUAUGCGUGCAGAGUCCACCACUGGGCGCAUAAGAUUCUGACCUCGAAAUCUCCAAUUCGAACCUCUUCAUAUCACACAGCCCACAAUGGCAUCCUCAGACAGCUCCUCGGGCGGAGCUCCCCCAGGCUCAGUCAAUCUUGCCUCCCUCUCCGUCCCCCAACUCCGCUCCCUUCAGACCCGUCUCACCUCCGAGCUGGAGCACCUGACCUCCUCACACGCAAAGCUCCGCGCGGCGCAGGCCAAGUUCCGGGAUUGCGUGAACUCGAUCAACGACGGCGUGACUGGCUCCGCGAAGAAGGGUACCGACGGCCGGGAUGAGAUCCUGGUGCCCCUGACCAGCUCGUUGUAUGUCAAGGGUCGCUUGACGGAUCGGGAGAAGGUUCUUGUUGAUGUUGGAACUGGUUUCUACGUUGAGAAGACUGCUGAGAAGGCCAUCGCUUUUUACAAUGCCAAGGUUAAGGACUUGGACGCGAAUCUACAGGAGUUGGAGAAGAUUGUACAGGGCAAGAACCAGCAGUUGCGGAUUGUCGAGGAAGUUCUCCGGCAGAAGAUGCUCAGCGGCGAGGCCGUACCCGCGCAGACUGCUGGCGCGGCUGCUGGUUAAACAUCUACGCGCAGCUUAUGAGUGCAAACUUGUCCUAGGAUUGCUAAAAAGACUAUCAAACGUUAUAUAUCACAUCAGCUUUCAAGUCGAUUGCGGAGAGUUCGUCGCCUAGUCAGGUAAGACUGUAAGCAUUCCUGUGGAAGACGUCCAUACUUGAUUUCGAAGUUAUGGAUCUACAUCGUAUCUUCCAAAAAAAAAAAAUCUCAGCCCUCCAGGAGCUCUAGUAGGGAACGCUUAACUGGAUGGUGUUUAAUUUGAAAACGAU
Molecule: messenger RNA, 890 nt
Organism: Penicillium brasilianum
Lineage: Eukaryota; Fungi; Ascomycota; Eurotiomycetes; Eurotiales; Aspergillaceae
Source: the annotation of a GenBank genome assembly